GGCCGGUGUCGGCGUCCGCUAUUCGCGCCACACGCACGCCAGCCAGUUCUCAUCCGAACCGCGUCAGUUGAGGUCGUUCGCUGUGAGCUCACGUGCGAAGUUUACUAUCGCGAAAGGAUUCCCCUUUGUCCCAAUCGAGGACCCGCCCGCGUAUUAUGUUUCCGCGCGAGACCCGCGACCAGCCCCGGCCCACUGAAGUGCCGGAAGUGCAGCGUGAAUCGCGUCGAAAUCUGAAAUUCUGCGACGGCUACCCCGCGAAACGCGUUCGCCGGGCGAUUUGAAGUUGUGUAUCGGUGUUUGGACAGUGCCGUGUGGACUGCAACGAUGUCGACAGGCAAGCGGCUGGCGAAGCGGUCCAUCAUAGGGACCCGCGUCGCGGCCCUCGGGGAGGACGGUUUAUACUACUCGGGGAUGAUUCAGGCAGUGAAGACGCCGGCUCCUUUCGCGGAGAACAACAACUGUAUUAAUUUGACGCCGAAUACUCGUUAUACCGUGCGUUUCGAUGGUGGCAAGUUGACCCGGGAGUACCGUGAUGCGGAGCUGAUCGGGCCGGGCUUCCGGGGCAUGGCGGGGGUGCGGCUGCGGCCCGGCCAGCGCGUGUACCUGACCUACAACGGGCGCGAGGUGCGCGCCGACGUGCAGAGCCACGACCACGACACCGACGAGCUCGGCGUCCUCGUGCAUGCGCCCGCCGCCGAGGCGCCAAUAGAGCUGAAAAAGAGGCUAGAUGAGAUCAGGCUGCUGGAGUCGCGCAAGUCGGCGCGUUUGGCCGACGUGGACACCGACUUCGCCCGGUUGGCCGACAUGGCCGGCGACCGCCGCCGCGUCUCCGCCACCAUCGAGGUGCCGACACAUCCCAUGCAAGGGUCACGCAAGAGAGGUCCUAGCAGCUCCUGCGACCUCGGCUACGGAGAGCGUGAUGAACAGAUGAAUGAGUGCAACGCUGCGCUUGUGCUGAUGUCACUGAGCUGCUCUCCAAACUCGCCGCGGCCCAGUGCGUGGGGCGGUCGCUCAUCAGUGUCUCCUGGCGCCAGCAGCAGCUCAGGCUCGUCAUGGCGUUCAGGGACACCUUCUCCACCACCGGCAUCCUCCUCCUUCAGCGACGAGGGGAUCGCCAUGGAUUAUGAAGAACUGCCUCCCCGCAAGAAGAGGAUUAACAGUGUUGUGUAUCAGUGCACUUGGCGCGGCUGCGGGCACACCACCAACACUUGCGUCGCCAUCGAAACUCACAUCAGAAGUGCCCAUUUAGGACCCAUGUAUCCCAUGUCGACCGAUCCCAACGACCUACUUCCACUCACUCCAGCCCAUUUCCUGGUUGGCCGACCGCUUGUUGCGCCUGGCUACAAAGACAUCACGACUGCAUCUACGCCUCACUUGAACCGGUACGAGCGCGUCGAACAAAUGCGGCAGAACUUCUGGAAGCGCUGGACGAAGGAGUACAUCGGGGAACUGCAGACCAGAACCAAAUGGCAGAUUAACCAGGACAACUUGGCGCCUAACACUCUGGUGCUCAUAAAAGAGGACAACUUGCCACCACUAAAAUGGCGACUAGGAAGAGUAACACAAACCUUCCCGGGAGAAGAUGGACUAGCUCGAGUGGCAGACGUAAAAACUGAAAGCGGAAUCAUAAGAAGAAGCUACCAGAGAUUAUGCCCAUUAAUGCCAGAAGAAUAA
This is a messenger RNA of Ostrinia furnacalis (Asian corn borer), 1674 nucleotides long. RefSeq names its product Glucose transporter 4 enhancer factor (gene Glut4EF). The record is from RefSeq and is a predicted model, not a curated record. The coding region runs from base 325 to 1674 and encodes 449 amino acids. Lineage: Eukaryota; Metazoa; Arthropoda; Insecta; Lepidoptera; Crambidae. Gene Ontology annotation, biological process: regulation of transcription by RNA polymerase II. The transcript has 6 exons. Gene Ontology annotation, cellular component: nucleus. Gene Ontology annotation, molecular function: DNA-binding transcription factor activity; RNA polymerase II cis-regulatory region sequence-specific DNA binding.